Messenger RNA from Prunus persica (peach), 1978 nucleotides. RefSeq names its product serine carboxypeptidase-like 2. Gene Ontology annotation, molecular function: serine-type carboxypeptidase activity; acyltransferase activity, transferring groups other than amino-acyl groups. The transcript is spliced from 15 exons. The record is from RefSeq and is a predicted model, not a curated record. The coding region runs from base 125 to 1642 and encodes 505 amino acids. Gene Ontology annotation, biological process: proteolysis; secondary metabolic process. NCBI's taxonomy places the organism in Eukaryota, Viridiplantae, Streptophyta, Magnoliopsida, Rosales, Rosaceae.
UCAUUCUCAAAUUAUCAUUUCUUAACACAAUGCUUGUCUAUUAACAGGUGGUGAUCAUGACAUAUGUGGCUACUAUGGCUUGGAUAAAAUCUCUGAACUCGACCGUUGACAGUUGUCGGAAGCCAUGGUUCUUCGACGGACAGGUUGCAGGGGUCUCCUUCUAUCAGACCUUCAACAUCUCAAGAGCAUCAUCACCAUGUUGCCGCUAGCACUUCUUCUGGUCUUCCUUAACAGUCACAUUAUUGUUGCAUCAAAAUCCACCAUCGACACCCUACCGGGCUUUUCCGGUGAACUCCCCUUUAAACUUGAGACCGGGUAUGUGGGGGUGGGCGAUUUGGAUGAUGUGCAGCUAUUUUAUUACUUCAUUGAGUCGGAGAGGAGUCCCAAGGAAGACCCCCUGGUGCUUUGGCUCACUGGAGGUCCCGGUUGCUCCGGUUUUUCUGGCCUUGCAUACCAAAUAGGUCCAAUAAUGUUCAACUACGCAAACUCUAGUGGGAACGAACCAACACUUAUGUUGAAUCCAUACUCAUGGACAAAGGUUGCCAACAUAAUAUUUUUGGAUCAACCAGUUGGUAGUGGAUUCUCCUAUGCAAAAAGUUGGCAAGGAUACGAGACCGGUGAUAUAUCAUCCGCAUCUCAUACCUAUGAAUUUCUAAGGAAGUGGCUUAAAGAUCAUCCUGAAUUUCUGAAAAAUCCACUCUACAUUGCUGGUGAUUCAUAUUCGGGCAUAACUGUCCCCAUCGUUGUUCAGGAAGUGUCCAACGGUAACUUUUUGUUGGGGAUGAAGACUUCUUCAGCUACCUCACCAAACUUAUUUAGCAAUGAAGUCGGGCAUGAACCACCAUUGAAUCUCAAAGGUUAUGUGCUAGGCAACCCAUUUACAGAACCAACAUAUGACGUGAAUUCACGAAUUAAAUUUGCUCACCGGAUGGCACUUAUUUCCGAUACACUCUAUGAGUCAACUAAAACAAAUUGCAAGGGCGAGUAUGUUCAAGUAGAUCCGAGCAAUGCACCUUGUGUGGAAAACCUCCAAGAAGUCACUGAGUGCACCCAGAAGAUAUAUUAUAACCAAAUAUUGGAGCCAAAGUGUAGCACUAUGUCUCCAAACCCAAAAAUAUUCAAAUGGGAUCAAAACUUCGAUGACGAGAAUUUCUUAGACAUGCUACAUCAUUCUACAAAACCAUGGUGUCGUCCUUAUAACUAUCUGUUCUCCUUCAUUUGGGCUAAUGAUAAAACAGUCCAAAAUGCUCUUCACGUUCGAGAGGGAACAAUAAAGGGUUGGGAAAAAUGCAAUCAGAGCUUAUCUAGCAAUUAUGCACAUGAUGUUAGAACUAGUAUUGACUAUCAUCGAAACCUCACCAAGAAAAACCUUAGAGCACUGGUUUACAGUGGUGAUCAUGACAUGCUUAUUCCAUACGUGGGCACUCAAGAAUGGAUAAAAUCUCUAAAUUUGAGUGUUGAUUAUCAAUGGAGACCAUGGUUUGUUAAUGGCCAAGUUGCAGGGUACACCAAUGCAUAUACAAGGAAAACCUACAGUUUGACAUUUGUGACUGUAAAGGGAGGUGGCCACACAGCUCCAGAAUUCAAGCCUAUGGAAUGUCAUGCCAUGAUUGAUAGGUGGUUUGCAUAUUACUAUGUUUAGUCAGCUCCAGAAUUCAAGUCUUGGAUGUUGCAGCUGGUACUGCUUUGGUGAAUAGAUUUCAAGAAUAUUGCCAAUUGGAUAUGUAACUGUAUAAUGUCACUUUUGUGUAACACUAGUUCUUGAUGUUUUAUCUGUAGUACGACGGAUGAGCCAGCAAAUUUUUAGUGCAAAUUUGUAUUGAAAAUUUGUCUAUUUGAGUCAUCUCUUGUAAGAAUAUUUUUAGUUUACGCAAAGAAAUUUGUAAGACUAUUGUCACUCAAUAUCAUUUUUAUGUUGAAAUUCAUUUGUGUAAGAUGUUCAAGUUCUUGAUACAAUAUAAAAUUCAUCCAUUAUAUA